Messenger RNA from Rhopalosiphum maidis (corn leaf aphid), 498 nucleotides. RefSeq lists its product as uncharacterized. The transcript has a single exon. Bases 1 to 498 code for a protein of 165 amino acids. NCBI's taxonomy places the organism in Eukaryota, Metazoa, Arthropoda, Insecta, Hemiptera, Aphididae. The record is from RefSeq and is a predicted model, not a curated record.
AUGAACAAAUUAUCUAAUGAUAAACUGGUGUUGAGUGACAAGAAGAAGUCUAAAAAUGGAAAAGGAACCACUCCUAAGAAAAUCCAUCGAAAAAUCGUCAAAAAACAAACAGAAGUGGUAGGGAAAUUAUUGUCGACGACUAUUGAAAAUGUCCAUCCAGUGCAAGUGAAACCGAAAGUGCAACAUAAAGCAUUGAGUUCUACUCAAGGGACCGUUAAAAAAUCAAUUACACAAUCGGCCGUGAAGAAAUCGUUAGCGCCAAAAGUGUUGGCUAUGACCACCGAACAAACAUCAACCAAUCUUUUAAAGUCUCGGCCUAUCAAGAAACGUCCGAAAGAACUGAAUUCCUCGACCAUCAAUAAGACCGAGCCGAAGAAGAUAAAACUGGUGAAACGCGUUCUGAAAGCCACUCCUAUGACGUCAAAAACAACAACGACAGCAAUGACGACGUUAGCGAUGCCGAGAGUCUCAGCGGCGAUGCCACACCAACUAGGAUAA